Molecule: messenger RNA, 1245 nt
Organism: Meleagris gallopavo (turkey)
Lineage: Eukaryota; Metazoa; Chordata; Aves; Galliformes; Phasianidae
Source: RefSeq, a predicted model, not a curated record
AGUACAGUCAUCUUUCUGAAGAAAUCAUUUAAGAUCUUUGUCUUGUGUUUUGUAGGCUUUACUGGGAUUGACUCUGAGUAUGAAAAACCAGAAGCCCCAGAGCUUGUGCUGAAAACUGAUUCCUGUGAUGUGAAUGAUUGUGUUCAACAAGUCGUGGAACUUCUUCAAGAGAGGGACAUCGUACCAGUAGAUGCCUCGUAUGAGGUGAAAGAGCUUUAUGUGCCAGAAAACAAACUGAAGUUGGCUAAAACUGAUGCUGAAUCUCUGUUAACCUUGGAAAUAAACAAGGUGGAUAUGCAGUGGGUGCAAGUGUUGGCUGAAGGUUGGGCAACACCCCUGAGUGGCUUUAUGAGAGAGAGAGAAUACCUGCAGUGCCUUCACUUUGACUGUCUGCUUGAUGGAGGAGUCAUUAAUCUUUCAGUGCCUAUAGUGCUGACAGCUACACAGGAAGACAAAGAAAGACUGGAUGGCUGUACAGCAAUUGCAUUAGUGUACGAGGGUCGCCGCGUGGCCAUUCUCCGUAAUCCAGAAUUCUACGAGCAUAGGAAAGAGGAACGCUGUGCGAGGCAGUGGGGAACGACAUGCAAGGAUCAUCCUUAUAUAAAGAUGGUUAUGGAGCAAGGGAACUGGCUUGUAGGUGGAGAUCUACAGGUCCUUGAUCGUAUUUAUUGGAAUGAUGGACUUGAUCAGUACCGUCUCACUCCAGCUGAACUAAGACAGAAGUUCAAGGAAAUGAAUGCUGAUGCUGUCUUUGCAUUCCAGUUACGCAACCCAGUGCACAAUGGGCAUGCACUUCUAAUGCAGGAUACACAUAAGCAGCUUUUGGAACGUGGCUACAGGCGUCCAGUUUUGCUGUUGCAUCCACUUGGAGGCUGGACAAAGGAGGAUGACGUCCCUCUCAUGUGGCGCAUGAAACAGCAUGCUGCAGUACUGGAGGAGGGAGUCCUGAAUCCAGAAACAACGGUAGUGGCUAUAUUCCCUUCCCCCAUGAUGUAUGCUGGACCAACGGAGGUUCAAUGGCACUGCAGAUCACGGAUGGUUGCAGGAGCUAACUUCUACAUUGUAGGCCGAGAUCCUGCAGGGAUGCCGCACCCUGGUACUGGGAAAGAUCUGUAUGAACCAACUCAUGGUGCCAAAGUAUUGACAAUGGCCCCAGGCCUCCGAGCACUGGAAAUUGUGCCCUUCAGGGUUGCAGCUUAUAAUAAGAAAAAGAAGUCCAUGGACUACUAUGACUCUGAGCAGUAA